This is a messenger RNA of Abrus precatorius (Indian licorice), 1772 nucleotides long. RefSeq names its product putative pectinesterase/pectinesterase inhibitor 22. Bases 44 to 1705 code for a protein of 553 amino acids. Gene Ontology annotation, molecular function: pectinesterase activity; pectinesterase inhibitor activity. Gene Ontology annotation, biological process: cell wall modification. Lineage: Eukaryota; Viridiplantae; Streptophyta; Magnoliopsida; Fabales; Fabaceae. The transcript has 2 exons. The record is from RefSeq and is a predicted model, not a curated record.
GCAUGGAAAGACCAUAAGCAUACUUGCUGCCUUUCUAGUUUCUAUGUCACACCCACGAAAAGAUAGAGCCAUGCUUGGUUUUCUUUUCAUUCUCAUUCUCUUACCUUCAUCAUUUGAGGCUUUCUCGUAUGAAACCGUUCCCUCAGACAUCCAAACCCAAGACAUGCAAGCCUUGAUUGCACAAGCUUGCAUGGACGUUGAAAACCAAAACUCAUGCCUCACAAACAUUCAAAAUGAGCUCAUAAAAAUUGGCCCUCCAAGCCCCACUUCAGUCAUGAGUGCUGCACUCAAGGCCACACUCAAUGAAGCCAGAGGAGCCAUUGACAACAUUACAAAGAUAACCACAUUCUCUGUCAGUUACCGCGAGCAACAAGCCAUAGAAGACUGCAAGGAGCUCUUGGAUUUCUCAGUUUCUGAGCUUGCAUGGUCUUUGGGAGAGAUGAGGAGAAUUAGAGCAGGAGAUAACAAUGUUCAAUACGAGGGUAACCUUGAAGCGUGGCUAAGUGCAGCUCUUAGCAACCAAGACACGUGCCUUGAAGGCUUCGAGGGCACUGAUCGAAGACUUGAGAGCUACAUAAGUGGAAGCUUGACACAGGUCACACAACUUAUUAGCAAUGUUUUGUCUUUGUACACUCAGUUGCAUAGUUUACCCUUCAGGCCUCCCGGGAGGAACACUACUACUACUGCUACUUCAACAACUCAAACUGAUCAAAGUUUGGAGUUUCCCGAAUGGAUGACCGAGGGUGAUCAAGAAUUGCUUAAAUCCAAGCCACAUGGUGCACAUUUUGAUGCCGUUGUGGCAUUGGAUGGGAGUGGUCACUACCGCUCAAUCAUGGAUGCUGUUAAUGCAGCUCCUAGUUAUAGCAACAGGAGGUAUGUUAUAUACGUGAAGAAGGGGCUUUACAGAGAGAAUGUAGACAUGAAGAGGAAGAUGACCAACAUCAUGCUCGUAGGUGAUGGUAUUGGCCAAACCAUUAUCACCAGCAACCGUAAUUUCAUGCAGGGAUGGACUACUUUUCGAACUGCCACGCUUGCUGUAUCUGGGAAGGGUUUCAUUGCCAGGGACAUGACAUUUCGGAACACAGCUGGGCCAGUGAAUCAUCAAGCCGUGGCACUGCGUGUGGAUUCAGACCAAUCGGCUUUCUAUAGGUGCAGUGUGGAAGGGCACCAAGACACCCUUUACGCCCACUCACUGCGACAGUUCUAUCGUGAAUGUGAAAUCUACGGUACCAUAGACUUCAUUUUUGGCAAUGGGGCUGCUGUUCUACAAAAUUGCAAAAUAUACACAAGGGUCCCACUUCCGCUGCAGAAGGUUACCAUCACGGCCCAAGGUAGAAAAAGCCCACAUCAGAGCACUGGGUUUACAAUCCAAGAUAGCUAUGUUCUAGCGACCCAGCCCACAUAUUUGGGUAGGCCAUGGAAGCAAUACUCUAGAACAGUUUACAUUAACACAUACAUGAGUGGGCUUGUCCAGCCCCGAGGGUGGCUUGAGUGGUUUGGAAACUUUGCCUUGAACACUUUGUGGUAUGGUGAGUACAGAAAUUAUGGGCCUGGGUCAUCCCUUCCGGGUAGAGUUAGAUGGCCCGGUUAUCAUGUGAUCAAAGAUGCUUCCACAGCUAGUUUCUUCACAGUUCAACGGUUCCUAAAUGGUGACACGUGGUUGCCGAGAACAGGUGUAAAGUUCACGGCAGGUUUGACCAAUUGAAUUAUUUGCUACCUAUCUUAAACCCUUCACUAUUUAUAAAUAUAUAUCAAAAUCAAUAAGUUUACCA